AUGCCCUCCGUAACCCUACCGCUUCUUUCCCCCACCACAACCACCACCGACACCCCGCCCCCCACGCCCAAAAAGGCGCCCAAAAAGCUCCGACGCAAGAAUCCCCCGCCAUCGCUCACCACCACCGGUGCGCACCAGCGCCUUCCCUCAUCCGCCGGCUCAUCAACAUAUUCACGGCCCUCGUCGAGCAAAUCCAACCCCCCGGACCACCAAACAUGGACAGCGUCUCACCCAGCCUCCCACCAGCAGGGAAGGAGAGGUAGCGAACCGCGCGCUGGCGAUUGGUCGGCGCGGACGGCAGAAUUCCCUGUUGGGCCUCUACCUGCCCUCCCGGCGCCGGUAGCGGCAGCUCUGUACUCGGGACUGGUGACGCCCCCGCCCGAAUCGGAGCUUCGGCAGGGGGGCAGGCAGAUUCAGGUGGAGGUUCAGGUCCAGAUGCAGGGUCAGCAGAGUCAGAGUCAGAAUCAGAAUCAGAAUCCUGGGGCAUCACCGAGAUCGGUAUCCUCCGUGUACAGCUCACCACCUGCGUCGUCGAACCAGGAACACUUCCCAGUGAAUGUCCAACAGCAGCCCCCGCAGACACCGAAGACACCGCAGCCCCCACAGGUUAUAAUAAGGGGCAAGGGCAGGGACGCGUUCAAGGCCUUCUCGUACGACUCGUACAAUAGCCCGUCGGCCCUUCCCUCGACCUCAUUACCAGCUUCACACGACCUUCCUCCUCCUCCACCGCUUCCUCAGGUAUCGUACGUCCCCAACGCGCAGCAUCCGAAUACUCUGUUUGCAUCAGCGUCGACGCCGCCGCCGGCUAACAACCAUAAUACUACCACCACCACCACCACCACCACUACUACUACUAAUAAUAUGCACUCGCGAUCCAAGACGCUCCCGUCGAACCUGGACCUGACAGAUCUGGCGCCGCCGCCAAGAAUCCAGGCGCGUACGCCCGGCGGGACGCCGAUCCUGCCACCGCUACCGUCGUUCCAGUCUGGCGGGUUUGGAUUCGAUCUGCCGGGCGCCGCUGCCGCCGCCGCUACUAACAAUGCUAUUAAUAAGAACGGCAACACCGCGCACCACCAACAGCCAAAGGCACCGCCGACAUCUUCUGGGCGCCAAAAGUACCGCCCCACGUCGCUCCCGUCCCCGACGGCGCCGCCAGUCCCGGAUCGGAAGCGCCCGUCAAUGUACUUCCACCCCGAGCCAGCGCCAGCACCAGGGGGGGAGCCGGCAGAGCAGGGAGAGUACAUCUGCCACGCGAUAACGGCGGAGGAGCCGAUCCCGCUGCCGUCAUCGUCGACGGAGCACACGCCGUCGCCGUCGCCGCCGACGGCGAGCGAGGAGUUUGGGCAGCAGCAGCACCAGGCGCCGGCGAAGGGGCGGGUGAGGAGGAAGUCGGACGCGGUGAGCUCGUUCCUGGGCGGGUGGAAGCUGACGAUGAUGGGCGGCGGGAACUCAUCGUCGACGGCGCGGAACGAGAAGGCGCUGAGUAGCGGGAGCGAGAGCGAUGUGUCGCCGGUGGGCGUGGGCGAUGGUGGCGGGUGGAUUCAUAGGAGGAAGGGCAGCUUUUCGAGUACGAGGCCGCCGAGUAGGGAGAAGUCGAAGCACGGUGCGUAUGCGCAGGAGUAUAGGGAGCUUAGGGCGCAGAAGGCGGCGGAGAGUGCUACGGCGACAACAACGACGCCGACGUCGUUAAAGAGGGCGUCGCAUGUUGCGUCGAGGGAGGGGAGUGCGCCAGCUAGUCCGGUGGAGGGUACGGGGGUCAGUGGGAUUCUAGGAGGGAUGGCGGCAAGGGAGCGGGCUGCGGAGAAGGCAAAAGAGGGGAGGAGGGCAAGAAGGGAGAGUGCUGGGUAUGUGUCGUCGUCCUCGGACAACAGCACGCUGCCACCAGUGCCGGUGGUGGACCCGAGUAAGAUUGCGUCGGCGGCCAGUGAGGUUGUGAGUUUGGAUGUUGCGGUAAGACAGAUGCAGCUGCUGGAGAGCCAAUUAAAGAAAGGGCGCCCAUUGAGUCCGCCAGACUCAAGAGACGGUGAGAAGUCGGAGAGCGAUAGAGGAUACCAGGCGAGCUCUGAAUAUAGCCAGACCACCACCGCUGCUACAAACUCACGCCAGGGAUCCGCAGACAGCUCGCAGCAGAACUCGGGCUCGUCGUCGCCGGCGGGGAGCAUCGACCAGAAGUUUCAGGUUCUCCCUGCACCACCACAGGCAUCGUCCUCAAAGCAGCAACAGAUCUCAGACUCAACAGGGAAAGGCAAGUCGCGCUCCCCGCUCCGCAACGAAAUCGACUCUGAGAGCGUUUCAAGCGACGAGAAGAAGAAGCUGGAGCGGCCAAAGAGCAUGGGCAAGCACUCGUCGGGCGGGUCGACAAUCGGGCAGCACCAGGACUACUUUUCGAGGCCCAAGAGCUCCGGUGCCGCGCUGGGGUCCGGGUCGGGGUCGGCGGGGUCGGGGUCGGCGGGGUCGGGGUCGGGGUCGGGGUCGAGGCCAACGACGCCCCCGAAGCCGAUUGCGAAGCUGUUUGUCAUCUGCUGUAGGUGCAAGUAUUGGCAUGAUCUGCCGAGCGUCAUGUAUAGGGGCAUGGUGGAGAAUGGAGGUGCGACGAGGUGCCCGUAUUGUUUGCAUGGGAUGGAGGUGGCGUGUUGUGCUGGGUACACUUGUGUGGUUUAUAUGCACCAGAAGCAUCAUUGA
Morchella importuna is the source of this 2682-nucleotide messenger RNA. RefSeq lists its product as uncharacterized. The coding region runs from base 1 to 2682 and encodes 893 amino acids. The transcript has 2 exons. Lineage: Eukaryota; Fungi; Ascomycota; Pezizomycetes; Pezizales; Morchellaceae. The record is from RefSeq and is a predicted model, not a curated record.